Misgurnus anguillicaudatus (oriental weatherfish) is the source of this 1030-nucleotide messenger RNA. The record is from RefSeq and is a predicted model, not a curated record. NCBI's taxonomy places the organism in Eukaryota, Metazoa, Chordata, Actinopteri, Cypriniformes, Cobitidae.
GAGCUCAAACAGGAGGAGAAGCUGGAAAAGAAAGAGCAGGAGAUUAAUAAACUGACAACAGAGUUUAAACAGAAGGAGGAGCAGCUGCCAAACCAAGUGCAGGAGAUUAAUAAACUGACAAAUGAGCUCAAACAGAAGGAGGAGGAGCUGAAAAAGAAAGAGCAGGAGAUUAAUAAACUGACAACAGAGCUCAAACAGAAGGAGGAGCAGCUGCAAAACCAAGAGGAGGAGAUUAAUAAACUAACAACUGAGCUAAAACAGAAGGAGGGGCAGCUGAAAAAGAAAGAGCAGGAGAUUAAUAAACUGACAACAGAGCUCCAACAGAAGGAGGAGCAGCUGUAAACGCAAGAGGAGGAGAAUCAGAGACUGACAACUGAGCUCAAACUGAGGGAGGAGCAGCUGCAAGAGCAAGAUAAUAAAAGACUGACAUCUGAGCUCAAACAGAAGAAGGAGCAGCAGCUGCACAAGCUAGAACAAAAUAAUCAGAAGACAAAAUAUCACAAAGUGGAGGAGAAACUGCCAAAAGAGCUCAAAGUAAAGAAGGAGCAAAAUGAUAAAGAAGUUCAAACAGGAAAAGCAGGUGCAAAAACAAGAGCAGGAGAACCAGAGACCGACAACUGAACAAAAACAGUGUAAAUCAAUUGAGAAUUCAACAUUCUAUUCUAUUUAUCUUUUAAGAUUGUUUAAGGGUGUGUAUUAAUGUACUCCAGGGGUGGUGAAUGUCAGUUUUUAAGAACCACAGUCCUGCAGAGUUUAGCUACAGUUCUAAUUAAACACACCUAUACAGGUUAAUCAAAAUCUAAAUGUUCACUAGAUGCAGGUGAAGUUUAAUCAGGGUUGGAGUUAAACUUAGGACUGCAGGACUUUGUCUCUCCAGGACAGACGUUCACCACUCCUGAUGUACUCCAUGCUUUUAACAUGAGUUUUAGUAUGUUGUUUUUAGUUCAAAUAUCCAAGUGUCCAUCUGUGUACCAUACUUCUGUGUUCCAUACUAGAACAAUCCAAUAGAUUAAUAAUCCCAAAUCCUUGA